Messenger RNA from Schistocerca piceifrons (Central American locust), 1086 nucleotides. Its product is annotated as zinc finger BED domain-containing protein 4-like. The record is from RefSeq and is a predicted model, not a curated record. The transcript is spliced from 3 exons. Bases 1 to 1086 code for a protein of 361 amino acids. Gene Ontology annotation, molecular function: protein dimerization activity. Lineage: Eukaryota; Metazoa; Arthropoda; Insecta; Orthoptera; Acrididae.
AUGUGGUUUAUGCGGCAAAAAGUUGUCGUACAGAACCAGCACGACGAACUUGAAGAAACAUAUCGAAAGGUCGCAUACAAUGGUGAACUUUGCGACAAAUUCUUCAAGAUCCGUCGACCCUAUGUUGCCAGAGCCUGGAGCAACAGUGCAACAGAGCGCCUCUUAACAUGUCAACAGAAAAGUGGCAAAGUAAACAUCAAGAAAUUGAUCCAGGACUUGUCCACAAGGUGGAAUUCAACCCUGUUUAUGUUGGAACGUAUUGUUGAAUUAUCAGAGGCUGUGAAAAUUACAGUUGCCCUUUGUAAAAGGCCCACAGAACUUCCGUCACAGUCAAAUGAUGAGUGGGAAAUCUGCUCUGAACUCUGUUCGAAUUUGAAACCGUUUGAGCAGGUUUCGAGGCAGCUCAGUGCAGAGGAGUACCAAACUGGCAGCUUGAUAAUCCUGACACGUGUCCUUCUGGCAGUGUGCGACGAAGUAGUCAAAAUGCAGUUACAUGAAGUUUCAAUGAAAGUUGUUGAUGCACUGGAAGAGGGGCUUACAAACCGGUUUUCGAAUCUUGAGCAGAGCAAAUCCAUUGUCCUUGCUACUCUUCUGGAUCCACGUUUCAAAUUGCUGGCAUUUCAGAACCAUACAACAGCAGACAACACGAAUAAACAGUUCAUUAAUAUUGUUGCCCAGAAACUGGAAAAAUAUGUGCCAGUAGGUAUUCAGCCUUCACAAUCUGUUGAGCCAAAUAAUUUGGCAACUGAGUCCUUCUCUGUGUGGGGCAUAUUUGAUAAGUUAGUGAAACAUGCACAGCCACAGGGCACAGUACAGUCAUGUGCUAUUGUAGAGGUUCAAAGGUAUGUUGACAGCUCAGUCAUCAGUAGAAAUGAGGAUCCUCUGGCAUGGUUGAGACAAAAUCAGUACAUAUACCCAACCAUUGCAGAAGUAGUGCAAGAGAGAUUUAAUGUUGUAGCAACUUCUGUGCCUUGUGAGAGGGUGUUCUCAGAAACGGGACAUUUAAUAAAUGACAGAAGGACCCGCCUCAAGCCAUCGAAUAUAGAAAAACUAAUAUUUCUGAAUGCCAAUGAUACCUGUGAUUAG